GUGAAUGAAAGAAAUGAGGGAUGAGGAGGGGAGGAUGAAUUAGAGGGAGGGGGCUCCGUCCUUGAAUCCAGCUUCAGUCAGACCUGGUCCUGCAGAGGAGCAGCAGUGGACCUGAGAAGCAGACAGAACUGAGCCGUGUGGACCAGUCAAGGCUCGCUUUCAUCAUCAGAGUGACGCUCGCGCUGCGCAUCGCUUCGUCUCGUGCGCACCGACAGCGGGUUCCCGGACUGAAGACGAGCUUUAUCACUGCAAGGCAACGGCUGGACGACUCUUCUCCCAGCGAGUGAUAAAGUUGGAUCCAGAUGAUGGGAGUUUUCCUGGGUCUGUUUGUCCUCGGCUCUGUGGUUCUAAGGGCAGUUACUGGUGGAGAUGUGUGUGUGUCAGGUCAUGACAGCGGGCCUGUUUUUGAAGAACAGCCGAGCAGUUUAAUUUACCCAGAAGGCCUGACUGAAGGCAAGAUAACCCUCAGCUGCCAGGCCAGAGCCAGUCCAGCUGCUUCCUACAGGUGGCUUUUGAAUGGAACUGAGGUCCCACUGGGUUCGGACCGGUACACUCUGGUGGCUGGUAGCCUGGUGAUCAACAGCCCCGAGCCGUCUCAAGAUGCAGGAUCGUACCAGUGUCUGGCCAUCAACCGCUGUGGGACCAUCAUCAGCAGAGCCGCUAGCCUGAAGUUUGGCUAUCUCCAUGACUUCCCUCCAGAGAGCAGGAGUCCUCAGACAGCUUACGAGGGUGCAGGGACCUUUCUGGCCUGUCAGCCCCCACCACAUUACCCAGCUCUGUCUUACCGCUGGUUGAUCAACGAGUUCCCCACCUUCAUCAGGAAGGAUGAUGAGCGCUGGUUUGUGUCUCAAGUGACAGGGAACUUAUACGUGGCCAAAACCGAGCCAAACGACACCGGGAACUACUUCUGUUUCACCACCAUUAAUCUGGACAUCAGCACCAAAAGCACCUUCAGCAAGCCCGUCCCCCUCACUGUACUGCCGGACGCUAAUCCCAGGAAGUCUGCACCAAGUAUUAAAGUUCGCUUCCCAGCAGAGACCUAUGGCCUAGCUGGACACAACGUCCUGUUAGAGUGCUUCGCCUAUGGAAAUCCAGUCCCUAAACUUCGAUGGAGGAAGGUGGAUGGUUUAAUGCCAUCCAAAGUGGGCUCCUCUCUGGAUGGUCCGACCCUCUCCCUGCCAGAACUCUCCUUUGAUGAUGAGGGCAUAUACGAGUGCGAAGCCUACAACUCAGAGGGAAGUGACACGUACCAGGGACGCAUUAAUGUGCAAGCUCAGCCAGAGUGGUUGCAAGUGAUGAGCGACUCAGAGGUGGAGAUCAGCUCCGAGCUUCGCUGGAGCUGUUUGGCUGCUGGAAAACCUCGACCCUCUGUCCGCUGGCUCCGUAACGGACAACCACUCAGCACACAGGACCGGCUGGAGGUAAAUGGAGCUCAUCUUAAAAUCAGUAACCUGGCUCUGGAGGACUCUGGCAUGUACCAGUGUGUAGCUGAAAACAAGCAUGGAACCAUUCACUCCUCUGCUGAGUUGAGAGUCCAGGUUCAGGCUCCAGAUUUUAGGCUGAAUCCCGUCAGGAAACUGAUUCCAGCAGCCAGAGGGGGGCAGGUGAUGAUUGAGUGUCGUCCCCGAGCUGCUCCGAAGCCCAUCCUGUUCUGGAGCCGUGGCACGGAGCUGCUCACCAACAGCAGCAGUAUCACAGUAACUCCUGAUGGCGUGCUGUGGAUCCACAAUAUCAGCAGGGCAGAUGAAGGGAAGUACACCUGCUUCGCUGAGAACAACCUGGGCAAAGCCAACAGCACUGGACACCUGUCUGUCAGAGAUGCCACCAAGAUCACGCUGGCUCCCUCCAACGCUGACAUCAAUCAGGGGGAAAACGUCACUCUGCAGUGUCACGCCUCUCAUGACCCCACCAUGGACCUGACUUUCACCUGGGCUCUUAACGGGGUCCUGUUGGACCUGGAGGACUCUUCUGGGCCGUACCACCGGGUUCAGGGGAAGGAGAACAUCGGUGACCUCUUGAUCACGAACGCCCAGAUGAGUCAGGCGGGAACGUUCUCCUGCACGGCGCAGACGGUGGUGGACAGUGCUUCUGCUUCAGCUAAACUGGUGGUUCGAGGACCCCCGGGACCUCCUGGAGGUUUACUGGUAAAGAACGUGGCUCAGACGUCUGUGGAGCUGAGGUGGAGUCGAGGUUAUGACAACCACAGCCCCAUCGGCAAAUACGUCAUCAUGGGACGAUCGUCUCUGUCAUCAGAGUGGAAGAAGAUGAGGACACACCCAGAGAACAUCGAGGGGAACGCAGAGUCGGCUCGUGUGACUGGACUGAUGCCCUGGAUGGAUUAUCAGUUCCAGGUCAUCGCCAGCAACAUUCUGGGCAGCGGAGAGCCCAGCAUCCCGUCACACACCAUCCGCACACAGCAAGCAGCUCCAACAGUGGCCCCCAGUGGACUGGGAGGAGGAGGAGGAGACCACCAUGAGCUGAUCGUUACCUGGACGCCAAUGGCCAGAGAGUACCAGAACGGGGAUGGCUUUGGCUACAUCCUGGCAUUCAGGAAGAAAGGCACGUUAUCCUGGUCCGAGGUGAGAAUUCCCAACGUGGAGUCAUCUCGACAUGUCUACUACAACGAAAGCCUGACGCCAUACAGUCCCUUUGAGGUGAAGAUCAGAGCGUAUAAUCGCAGAGGAGAAGGCCCGUUCAGCCAGACUGCAGUGGUCCACUCUGCAGAGGAAGAGCCGACGAUGGGACCUUCAAACAUCAAUGCCACGGCGUUGUCAGCCUUUGAGAUCCAGGUGUCGUGGGAGCCUGUCCAGCAGCUCAGUGGUAUCCUCAGAGGAUAUGAGAUCCGAUACUGGCGGCAGCAUGAGCGGGAAGCAGCAGCGGACCGCGUGAGGACGGUGGGGCUGGAACCGACCGCCAGGGUUUCCGGGCUCCGGCCCAGCACUCGGUACCACGUUGCUGUUCUGGCGUACAACAGCGCCGGCACUGGGCCACCAUCACCACGGAACACCGUCACCACCAGGAAGCCCCCUCCCAAUCGCCCUCCAGGAAACGUCUCCUGGAAGACCCAGGGCUCAUCGGUGACAGUGAGGUGGGAUCAUGUGACGGCCAUGCACAAUGAGUCAGCUGUACUGGGCUACAAGGUUCUGUACAAACAUGAAGAUCAGACUGCAUUAAAGUUUCUGGAAAAAACCAAGACCUCCGUGAGUCUGCCGCUGCCUAAGGACAACGGCUAUGUUGUGCUGGAGAUCCGGUCCUGGAGCGAGGGCGGAGACGGGCCGGCACACGAGAUCAUCGUGUCCCGGGACUCAGGAACCGGGAUGAUGGUGCAGAAGGACGCCUCCUCCAUCCUGACUCCCCAGACUCUCCAUCUCCUCAGUGGCUUGCUGCUCCUCACCACGGUCCUGUCUGACCUGUGAUCUUCAUCAGUCUGUGGACUGAGUGACUCAGCCUGGUCUGGGUCCAGGGGGGUGGGCGGGGGGGGACCUUCUGUGCUGGGAUUGGGGUGGGCUCUUCACGUUUCAUUUCUUUUUUAUAUGAUAAGUAAAUGGACAGUAUUGGAGGGGAGAUUUUUGAUUCGCUAUGGGACCUGAUUUCACAACACAUCCACCUGCAGCAGGUGAGACUCAGGCUGCAGGUGGAGGCUCCUCGCAGAGGAGGAGUAGUGUGUGUAACUGAUGUACAUACAUGUGACGGAAGUCUGUAUGUUCACACUCAGAGCAGCCAGACUGAAGAGUCUGAGCAGAUGGAUUUAGAUCUCAGAGGGACAGAUACUUCCACAAUUUAAUUUAAUCAUCCCAAGACACCUGUAGACAGUCCAAUUCAAUCAAAUUGAAUUAUGUUGAAUUCAGUUCAGUCCAGCUUUAUUUAUACAGCACCAGCUCACAACAAAGUCAAUUCUAUAGACACAGUCCUGUUCAUUGUAGUUAAUAAUACUUUAAUUCAAAUCCAUUAUAUGAUCCACCUUAGUCCAGUUUAUAAUAACUGUGUUCACAUAAACUGAUUUAAAAAAAUAAAGACCGGAAACCAACAGAUUGGAUCAAAUCUUCUCUUUGAUUGAAUUCUCCAUCCUGAGCAUCCAGAACCAUGACAGGACUGUACUGAUGUUUAUUGUACUUACAUUUCAUGCAGCAUGUGUAUUUUGGAAACAGAUCUGCAGAUAUGUUGGGAAGCAGCUGCUGUUAAAGCAGUUUCUAAAAACAACUAAACCGUCUAAAUAAUUUUCCUCACAGGAUUCUUGUAAAAGGCCGAUGUGACGAGUACGUCCCACCACCGAGAACAGAAUCCUGUCAGGGAGUUAUUGUCACGGUAACAGUAGGUCUGCUGCAGUGGUCUUUAAACUGAACGAUGAGACUCAAAGUAAGACCGAAGCUGUUUUGGGUGCAAAAUCCAACCAGAACCAAACAGAACCAGAACGGAUGCAGUGAAUGCAGCAAAUGUAAUAACUUGGUCUUAGAGUUCAGGUCUGGAGAUGUUUAAAGAACAGCUGUAGAAAGUGAAAUGUUAAAAGAAGCUGGCAGAUGUUGAGGGAGUCUUCAGCCCGUCAGCUGGACUCUGGCUGACUGUUACCAGUCAUUCAGUUUGUAGAGAAUUUAAAAGACCUGUUCAUCAGCAUCAUGUCUGGUUCUGUUGGACAUCUGGAUCAUCUCCGCUGACUCUAAAAUUGUUGCUCUCAGUGUGAACACAGGAUCUUGUUGUUUUCCAGCGCCUAACGUCUAUGUGCCUGGCUGUGUUUUUGACUCAUAUUCAGUAUUUAUAACAAACCUGGGCCCGUGAAGGUCUGGGUCCAGAUGAACGUUUACUCCAUCAGCAUUGUAAAACUGCUUCAGUGUUUGUUAGGUUUAUUACAGCUGUGUAUCUGCUCAAGAAGUUGAAUGCCAGGGAGAGAUGAAAGAGCUGGCCACCAAAGUUAUCAGAGCAGGUAUCUGUGUCACAAAUCAUCCUGGUCGUAAUCCUGUCUGAGCCAAUCAGCUCUUAUGUAACACGUCUGAUUCUGCUGGGUUAACAGGAAGGACGUGGCCUCCAGCUCAGCUGUCAGACUCCGUCUGAAAGCGCCGUGUCUUUGUCCUCAUGCCUUAAAUAUUCAUUUAUUUAUUCUUUGUUUGUUUUGUUGUUGUUGGUUUUGUUUUUGUUUGUUUGUUUUUUCAGUUUUUUUGAACUGCUUUCUAAGAAAAGCUCCUUGUCAGACGGUUGCUUUGGGUUCACCUGUGUGUGAAACUUUAUAGCAGUCAUGUGACCUGUCAGCAGCAGGUAGAAACAUGUCCAUCAGGGUAAAUGCUGCUGUGAUUACAGCCUGCUGUCCUCACGUACACAAGCUCCAAUGAGCUUUAACCUCUUCUUGACAAGAGAGGUUCAGGUAGUUUCCAUGGAGAUGAAGGGGGUUUCAUAGUGACGGGCUUACUCUUCCUAUCAUAGACCAUCUUGGGAUUCGCUUCUUUCAGGAUCCUCAUGGUUUUUCCAGUUGUGGGGUCUAUCCCUCCAUUCUCCUGACUCUGACCCCUGAUAUCGGCCCAUGGCUUCCUGAGAUAUUUAUCCGGGUAACACCUCAGUUCAAACAUCUGGAAACCUGCUCUGGUUGACUUUUUUUACCCUCUACUUGGACUACUUCAUUAAUUAAGUUUUCACUGAAGUGGUUUUGUUUUAGGAGGAGAUAACAUUUACAUUUUCUACUGUGUUCCAGGUAGAUUUACUCUGACAGAGUAACACAUAUCUGGAUUCUGACUCUUCUGUAGUAUUCUCACAUGUCUUAGCUUUCUUUUUAGACCAGGGUUAUACAUACAAACCUUGUAGUUGUGAAGAUAUACUUAUUUUGUUUUGGGAAUGCUGGUUCAGAUAGGAGGCAGAAAAAAUAGGCCUUGUCAAGAAGAGGUUCAAGUUAGAGGACGUCCAUCAUCAUCAUCAUCAACUUUCUGCUGAAAAUCUGACAGUAUCUGUUUUUGUUUAUUAUUUAUUAUUUUAUCGGUGUUUUUGGUGUGAACCAGCUCUGGUCCAACUGGUCCUGUCCUGGUUAUCUGGUGCAAAUACAGGAUUUUAUAAACAUGCUUUAUUUCAUGAAGAAAAUGUAAAGUUUUGUUGUUUAUUUAUUGAUCUGAUUUGAUAUUUGUGAUCUGAAUGUGAAACUGGUUGUAGAUCAUCUCACAAACAGCAUCUCCUUCACUCUGGUGAUAAACCAGGUGAGCGGAGUCUAACUGUGACCCGGGCCGGUCUGUGGUGCUGGUCUGAUCCGAUGCAGGGCGGCACACCUGCUGCUCCGUCAGCAUGGUCUUAUUCUGGCUUUGGUUGUGCUUUCUGCUCCAGAACGUUCUGUGGAACAUGAAGCAGCAUGUUCAGCUGUGUAUUCUUGUGUUUUCUUAUCACCUUCAGUUCUGCCUGCAGAACCACAUAGCACGGUCGCUCUCACAUUAGUGAUUUAUGCCCCACCAAUCAGGUUCAUCCUUCCUAAAGGUGGUUAAUGUGGCCAAGCCAGACUGGGCUGGGUUGAGUUUCCUUUCGGCCUUUUAGAAAUUUGUGAUGGAAUGAGAGGAGUGUUACUUGUAAAUAUGAUUUCAAAUAAACACCUUUGACUUAUA
Molecule: messenger RNA, 6566 nt
Organism: Melanotaenia boesemani (Boeseman's rainbowfish)
Lineage: Eukaryota; Metazoa; Chordata; Actinopteri; Atheriniformes; Melanotaeniidae
Gene: cntn2
Product: contactin 2
Exons: 23
Coding region: 303-3416 (1037 amino acids)
Biological process (GO): cell-cell adhesion; brain development
Molecular function (GO): cell-cell adhesion mediator activity
Source: RefSeq, a predicted model, not a curated record